AUGGCGCGCACCAAGCAGACGGCGAGGAAAUCCACCGGCGGUAAAGCCCCGAGGAAGCAGCUGGCGACCAAGGCCGCCAGGAAGUCCGCCCCCGCCACCGGCGGCGUCAAGAAGCCCCACCGCUUCCGCCCCGGCACGGUUGCGCUCAGGGAGAUCCGCAAGUACCAGAAGAGCACCGAGUUGCUGAUCAGGAAGCUCCCUUUCCAGAGGUUGGUCAGGGAGAUUGCGCAGGACUUUAAGACGGACCUCCGGUUCCAGAGCUCCGCCGUCGCCGCCCUCCAGGAGGCGGCGGAGGCGUACCUGGUGGGUCUCUUCGAGGACACCAACCUCUGCGCCAUUCAUGCUAAGAGGGUCACCAUUAUGCCAAAGGACAUCCAGCUGGCUAGGAGGAUCAGGGGCGAGAGGGCUUAG
Molecule: messenger RNA, 411 nt
Organism: Striga hermonthica
Lineage: Eukaryota; Viridiplantae; Streptophyta; Magnoliopsida; Lamiales; Orobanchaceae
Source: the annotation of a GenBank genome assembly